AUGUCUGAAAAUCAAAAAUCGUGGCUGCAGCGGCCCGAAACCAGCAGGAAAAACAACACCUAUACACUCAUGGGCCGUCAUGAGGAGCAAGUACUCAUCAGCCGCAGGGACAUCAUGGACAAGAAGGAUGCCUUGGACAUACAGGAGUUCAUCACUACCUUGUUUGUCAAGCAGUUGCUUCGACAUCCCACCUUCCAGCUGCUGCUGGCCAUGCUGCUAGUGACCAACGCCGUGACCAUUGCUAUCCGUACCAACUCUUACCUCGGUCAGCAACACUAUGAGCUGUUCUCGAUCAUAGAUGACAUCGUGCUGACCAUCCUUAUGUGUGAGGUUCUUCUGGGCUGGGUCAAUGGCUUCUGGGUUUUCUGGAAGGAUGGCUGGAAUAUCCUCAACUUCAUAAUUGUCUUUAUAUUGUUCACGGGAUUCUUCAUAAAACAACUUAAUAUAAUUGCCGUCACCUACACUCUCAGGGCACUUCGGCUGGUACAUGUGUGCAUGGCAGUGGAGCCCCUAGCCAAGAUCAUCAGGGUCAUCCUGCAGUCGGUGCCAGACUUGGCCAACGUUGUGGCCCUCAUCCUCUUCUUCAUGCUGGUAUUCUCUGUGUUUGGAGUCACACUCUUCGGUGCGUUCGUGCCCAAGCACUUCCAGAACAUGGGGGUUGCACUGUACACCCUCUUCAUCUGCAUCACCCAGGAUGGCUGGCUGGACAUCUACAGUGACUUCCAGACGGAUGAGGAGAUUGCCAUGGAAGUCGGAGGUGCCAUCUACUUUGCCAUCUUCAUCACCAUUGGCGCUUUCAUUGGCCUCAACUUGUUUGUGGUUGUCGUGACCACAAAUCUGGAACAGAUGAUGAAGAUAGGAGAGGAGGGGCAACAACGUCAGAUAACUUUUAGCGAGACAGGUACAGAUGAAGAAGACUUUGCUGACGACCUGCCCUUGGUGCAUUGUACAGAGGCCCGCAAGGAGGGUUCUGGUCACCCCCAGGAGCCGCUGGUUGGGGGUCCCCUGUGCAACCUCACGGAAAAGACCUGCGAUAAUUUCUGCCUGGUGCUUGAAGCCAUACAGGAGAACCUGAUGGAGUACAAAGAGAUCCGGGAGGAGCUCAACACGAUCGUGGAGGAGGUGCGCUCCAUCCGUUACAACCAGGAGCAGGAACAGGAGUUGUUGCAGAAGCACGCCUCUAAAACCCUGUCCCUCCACAGCGAGUCCUCCCUAGACAUGCGUGAGGUGGCUACCCAGCAAGACUUGAUCUCUGCACUGGUCAGCAGGGAAAAGGUUCAUGAGUCUAGCUCAAAUGUGCUUAGCAAACACAAGUUCAGCCUGUGA
This is a messenger RNA of Microtus ochrogaster (prairie vole), 1326 nucleotides long. RefSeq names its product cation channel sperm associated 4 (gene Catsper4). Gene Ontology annotation, cellular component: membrane; sperm principal piece; acrosomal vesicle. Bases 1 to 1326 code for a protein of 441 amino acids. The record is from RefSeq and is a predicted model, not a curated record. The transcript has 11 exons. Lineage: Eukaryota; Metazoa; Chordata; Mammalia; Rodentia; Cricetidae. Gene Ontology annotation, biological process: sodium ion transport; sperm capacitation; flagellated sperm motility. Gene Ontology annotation, molecular function: calcium-activated cation channel activity; voltage-gated calcium channel activity.